GGUGUGGCAAGUUUGACUCAGAAAAUAUCCAUACAAACGCAUGCACCGGAUGAAGUAGACUCUGUUCAGACUAGAGUGUCUGUUAUACAAGAUACAGCUGCCCAGUGGGGUCAAAAACUAGACAAACUAGUAGCCAACUGGGUUGACUUUGAUAAGAAUGUCCAGCAUUUAGAGAAUUGGGUCGUCAAAAGCGAAGAAGCUUUAAAUGCCAAACCUGUUAAUGUAAAAACUCCCAAUGUAGACAAGUUGGAGAAAGAAUUAGCCAAACUGAAAGCUUUUAACAACGAAAUUUCAGAACAGCAAGCAAAACUCAUUUCAUUGACACAAAGUUCAGAUAGCAUCAGCUACAAUAUAAGCCCAGAGGGAGCUGCGCUGGUAAAAGAUCAAGUGCAAGAGCUCAAAGGCCAGGUUGCUAAAUUAGCCGAUAGUACUAGAGCCAAAAUCAAUGAAAUAUCAGAUGCUAUUUUGAUGAAGCAUGAUUUCCAGACUAAAGUAGCUGACUACGGCAAUUGGAUGGAAUCGAUGAAAGCCAAUAUAGCUCAAUUGGAUGAAGUACCAGCUGAAAAGGUUGACACCAGCAUAAUGAAUAUACAUACAUUACUACAAGAAUAUUCCGAUAAACAACCUUUGUUUAACACCAUAUACAGUGAGAUUAAAGAAAUCUCAUUACAGUCGCCACAAAAAGCAGUAGAACCUAUAGCACAAGAGUAUUCCACUUUAGUACAGCAAAACCAAGACAUUCAGCAUACAUUACAAGAAAAGAUGACUCAGCUGCAAAAAUGGAGCGAGCUUCUCAACUGGCAUACGGAUACCAUGAAUCAGCUAUCGCAUAUUAAAUAUCAAGUUGAUGCAGAAAAACUAAGCCCAGAAGAGCUGAAGAAACUUAUUUCAGAAACUGACACGGUUUUAGAAAAACUGAUAACAUGGAAGGAGGCAGCUCAAGAUAUAAACAAAAGUAACAUUACUAUUCUAGAUAAGCAGUCUGGUUUGCCCAGAACUGCAGAAAAUGUCGUACGAGAAAUAGAAGUGAACACUAUAAACCUCAAAGGACCAACUAGCAAAUAAAGUAGAUGCGCUGCAAACACUAAUGGAACAGCGUAAUCAAUACACUUCACUGCAACAGGAUGCUAUCUCAGAUUUGGACAAGACGAAAGCUCAACUUGCAGCUAUUAUGAGCGAAGUGAAACACUCCAGCGAUCUUCCGAAAGCAGUCGAAAACUUAAACAACCUCUUGGAAGAACAAGCUGCUAAAUCUGUUGUAAAGAACCAACUUCACACCGAAGCCAUGCAAUUAAUGAAGAAGGACAUACAGAAUGUUUCUGCGAUACAGAACUCACUAAGUGCGAUCGAACGUAUGUUUGGAAAAGUGAACGAUGAUAUUCGGGAAGAUCACUUAAAAUUGUCAGAUAUUAUAUACGCUUGGAAUGACUUCCAGGAAUCUAAAGACAGAAUUGUUACUGAUAUAGGAAAAAUUGAUAAAAGCGUGGAGCACUUGGAAGUUCCAAACGAUAUUUUCCAAGCUAGCUUAAAUUGUGAAAAGGCGAAGAAAGCUCUGGAAGCCAUAAAACGAUCAAAAGCAGCACUGGACAAGGCUGACCUUAAAGCACAGGCUGUUAUUAAAAAAGCAGAUAAUAUUCCUGGAAUUGAGUCAGAAGUUAGAAGAGAUUUAAAAAUAUUGAACGAUGCGUGGUCAAACAUAUACGAAAGAAUUCUGAAGAACGUGCAACAAACUGAGUCCCAAGCAGCAAUUUGGAAGCAUAUAGAAGACACCAAGACGACAUUGUUGCAGUGGUUGAGCGAACAAAACAACGAAAUCAUCAAAGCAGCCGAAAAACCUAACGAAAAGGAAUUAGCUGCUGCUAAAUUGAGUAAAUAUAGAGAAGAAUUGCCAGCGCAAUUGAGGUUAAACCAAAGCAUACCUCACAAAUACUCGCAACUGUUGAACUCUACAGACGGCAAAGAAAUCCCAACACUACAAUCUUUGGUGACACUGUUGAACGAAGGAUUUGCUACACUUGAAGAAAAUGCUAGACAGUUAGAAGCCCUAACUUCAACAUUUAAUGAAAACGAAAAAACUAUCAGGAAGAACAUCAAAGAUACUGGAAACAAAGUCUCAUCAUUAAGAGAAGAAAUAGUUAAAUGCGAAGAUUUAUCAGGAGAUAAUGCGAAGAUAUUGGAACGAUUACUGAAGAUUAGAAGCUUAAAGGAAGAUCUUAAGCACUACGAUGGUGAUAUUAAGCAUAUUGAACAAGAUAUACAAACAAUGAAAGCUAAUUAUCCGAAUUUUGAAAACACUUUAAGCAAGGAGCAACAAGCUUUGAAGAAAAGGUAUGAUACAACUGUUACUUACGCCGACAAAAUUGAACACGCUUUGUUAUCCUUCCUCAAGAAAUUCCACAACGAAAAAUAUGGUGCUUUGCAAAGAAUUAUUAACACACACAAGGAAAAAAUCCAGUGGUGUUUGCCUGAAGCAACAAGCGACAAAUACAACUUACAAGUAAAAUUAAACGCACUAGAGCCAAUUCAGGGUGUACUUGACGACUGCAAUAAACGUAAAGAUGAAUUGCAAGAAUCUAUAAAGGCUCUCGGACAAAUCGAGAAACCUGAAUCAGUUAAACUACAACAAGCUGAACUAGACCACUUACUUCUAGACCUAGACAACUUGCAGCAGCAAUAUGGUAGUACGAAAGACAUACUAGAAAGCAAUAUAGCUCUGCACGAUAAGUACGAGAAUCUUUCUGAGAGUGUUUCCAAUUGGUUGAAGGAAACAGAAACAGAGUAA
Molecule: messenger RNA, 2782 nt
Organism: Diabrotica balteata
Lineage: Eukaryota; Metazoa; Arthropoda; Insecta; Coleoptera; Chrysomelidae
Source: the annotation of a GenBank genome assembly